CGCAACUCCUACCUCACCGGGGUCUCCGCCGUCUCGUCACUUCACAGAGCUGGAUGCCAUGGAUCCCCGGCAGCGCGAGAUUCUUAUGAACGUGCCUGCGCACAGGAGCGGACCCGAGAUGAGCUUUGAGGAGAUCCGCAUACGCGACUACAUUACCGCGUACCAGACGACGGGCCACACUCCACAGCCCAUACCUGCAGAACCUGCGAACCCCGCCGAGCGUGCGCGUCUGGGCCUGCCACCACUCUGGGUGCCAUACUCCGAGGUGAACGGCGUGCCAGUGCCACUCGACAUGCAAACAAUGCAAAGCAUACGUAGCGCCUCCAGGCGUUCGCCAAGCGACCAUACUGCGAUUCCCGAAGUGCAGGUAUUCGCGUCAGCUCCUGUUUUGAACGAGGUUGGGCAGCCGCAAUAUAUGCAGAGCAUAGUGUGCCAACACCCAUUUAGUGCAUUCUCCUCAGAGGUGCGUGUAUUCACUCGUGAUUUCCCCAAUAUUCUAACGAUAGAUCAGGAACUCCGGUACCAGGCCUAUUGGAUAGGCAAGAAGUACGCUUCAGAAGACGUGCAGAGUUCGUGACUUCCU
This is a messenger RNA of Phanerochaete carnosa HHB-10118-sp, 583 nucleotides long. RefSeq lists its product as uncharacterized. Bases 59 to 577 code for a protein of 172 amino acids. The record is from RefSeq and is a predicted model, not a curated record. The transcript is spliced from 2 exons. NCBI's taxonomy places the organism in Eukaryota, Fungi, Basidiomycota, Agaricomycetes, Polyporales, Phanerochaetaceae.